AUGAAACUUCUCUUGCUGGUCUCCCUCCUCGUUCCGGCGUCAUACGCCACAACUUUCCCAACAUGCACCAAGCCUGAUGUCGAAACUUUCGGCUCCGAACCCAACAACCCUCUCGUCCAGCAAGGCAACAAAGCGCCCGUCAUCAACGGCAUCGACUUCACAGAAUGGGUUCUCGGCCGCACCGCCCCAAUCCUCACCCCAGCAUCGCCCCCAAACCUCAUAGGCGUCAGCUUCAUCGGCAACCUCCUCUCCGGCAACCCCACAGUCUACCCUCGCGCCUCCUUCUACGCCGUCGAUGCCGUCAAAUCCUUCACCCUCUCGUCCCUCCGCUACGGCUGCUUCAUCACCAGCGCCGUCGGGUCCGGCCUCGCCGCGACGCCUUGCACGGUGAGCGUGUCGGGAUACACGCCCGAUGGAAAGCAGACUUCAGAGGAGACGUUUUCGUAUACGCCGGGGACGUUGCAGAGUCCGCCGAUGGGCAGCAAGGUGUUUGAGGGGUUGAGGGGGUUGGUGAAUGUUACGUUUGAGGUUGUUGGGGCGGGGAUUGUGCCGGUGCCGAUUGUGGUUUUUGCGUUGGAUGAUGUGGCGGUUUGUAGGUAUUAUAAGUAG
Zasmidium cellare ATCC 36951 is the source of this 609-nucleotide messenger RNA. RefSeq lists its product as uncharacterized. The transcript is spliced from 3 exons. The coding region runs from base 1 to 609 and encodes 202 amino acids. The record is from RefSeq and is a predicted model, not a curated record. NCBI's taxonomy places the organism in Eukaryota, Fungi, Ascomycota, Dothideomycetes, Mycosphaerellales, Mycosphaerellaceae.